This is a messenger RNA of Osmia bicornis bicornis, 10770 nucleotides long. RefSeq names its product neuropeptide SIFamide receptor. The record is from RefSeq and is a predicted model, not a curated record. Gene Ontology annotation, biological process: G protein-coupled receptor signaling pathway. Bases 626 to 2077 code for a protein of 483 amino acids. Gene Ontology annotation, cellular component: membrane. Lineage: Eukaryota; Metazoa; Arthropoda; Insecta; Hymenoptera; Megachilidae. The transcript is spliced from 3 exons. Gene Ontology annotation, molecular function: neuropeptide Y receptor activity; peptide binding.
UAAAGCAAGCUCAUUAGUCUCUCAGCACUCGGCCGGGACACUUUUUCGUGGAUCAAGCUCGCAGAUAUUGUGUGUCCCGUACCAUAAACACCUUUGUCUCGUCCUUUCUCACCCUGUUCGUCGCUAAAACCCCUUUCAACAUUGCACCGACGAUCAGUCUUUGGCUCUGAACAAAGUUUGCGCAGAGUGCUCCUCCCGUGUUCGAAACAGGACUAUCUUGCCGCGAGGGGAUGCAAUCGAAUUCGAUGGGUUGCAGUGCACGUGUUAGUUGACUGUCGCGGAGCAUCGAACCCCACACGACCACGCGUCUCUCACUUCUAUUCGAAGUACCUACGCAAGGUCCAAAACGUUUAGUAUCCUCCAGGAGGGAUUUCCGUCCGUUCCUCUGUGAAGGUUCACCAGUUGGUUGAUGGUCGGGUGUCAGGGUAGAGAUAUUUUACCGGAGAAAAAUUCUGUAUAAAGAGAAUAUAGUUGAUUCGGUCGAAGAAGAAGAACGGAUCCAGAUAGGGAGGAUCGAAGCGGCUGGAAGGAGGACUCGGGCGGGUUAAGGUCGUCGACACGACGACGCGUCGCGUACGGGGCGGAACGGGAAGUCAGAAGACGGGGACGCUAUCGAGGACGGCCGAUGGUCGAAACAACGUCGAUCCAACGGUUCGCGAUCAAGUUCCCGAUGCUGCAGCCACCGUCUCCCUUAUUGGAGAUGGCAUCCCUGCGUCUGCCGGACUCGGAGGAGUUCGACGUCGACACGCGUCGUAGAAGUAACAACGGUAACGUUCAGCCUACGACCGUGUCGGCGGUGCCACCAACUACCGGCACCCUUCUACAGAUGAGGAACGACCUGGGUGAUUAUUUGAACAAUCUGAUCGCGGAGGCCAUCACGACCGAUCCAAGGACGUCGAUGGAGGAGCACGGUGGACUUUUGAAUGCUAGUAAAACGGCGAACCUGUCGACCGCCGAACAAAUACCCGACCGUCUGUACAGGCAUAGCAUGGCUAUGUCGGCGGUUUAUUGUGUCGCUUACGUCCUGGUCUUCGUCGUCGGUCUGAUCGGUAAUAGUUUCGUCAUAGCGGUAGUGUAUCGGUCCCCGCGGAUGAGGACCGUCACGAACUUCUUCAUCGUCAACCUUGCUGUUGCUGAUGUCCUCGUCAUCGUAUUCUGCCUGCCGGCUACUCUGAUGAGCAACAUAUUUGUCCCAUGGUUCCUGGGAUGGUUUAUGUGUAAAGCAGUAGCUUAUAUACAGGGCGUUUCCGUGGCGGCUUCUGUCUACAGCCUUGUUGCGGUUUCCUUGGACAGGUUCCUGGCCAUCUGGUGGCCACUGAAAUGCCAAAUAACGAAGAGGCGUGCCAGGAUGAUGAUAGUCGUGAUCUGGUUCAUCGCUUUGACAACUACAUCACCAUGGCUGCUAUUCUUCGACCUGGUCGCCAUUUACGACGACGAUCCAGACCUAAGACUCUGCCUGGAGGUGUGGCCCCACCCGGAAGACGGCACUCUCUUCUUCUUGAUCGGCAAUCUUACGCUCUGCUACGUACUUCCCACGAUUCUAAUCUCUCUCUGUUACAUAUUGAUAUGGAUCAAGGUCUGGCGAAGGCAUAUACCAACUGACACGAAAGACGCCCAGAUGGAGAGGAUACAGCAAAAGUCGAAGGUGAAGGUGGUGAAGAUGCUGGUAGUCGUGGUGAUCCUAUUCGUCCUAUCAUGGCUGCCUCUCUACGUGAUCUUCACGGUGAUCAAGCUCGGCGGUGACGCUGUUGAAAGGGAAGACGAAAUCCUGCCAAUCGCGACGCCGAUUGCUCAAUGGCUCGGCGCUAGUAAUUCAUGCAUUAAUCCGAUUCUGUACGCGUUCUUCAACAAGAAAUAUCGCCGCGGCUUCGUGGCGAUCCUGAAGAGCGGACGUUGCUGCGGCAAGAUCAGGUACUACGAGACGGUAGCUAUGAUGUCCUCGUCGACGAGCAUGAGGAAAUCUUCGUAUUACGUGAACAACAACAACAACAAUUCCUCGACCAGGCGUACCUUCCAUGGACCACCGGUGCACCAGGAGAGCAACGUGUCCUACAUAUUCAAUCACACUGGCGUCUAAAUCAACCGGCUUGUCGUGGAGAUGUUGAUGUUCGGGUAUUCCGAGGCUGGCUGCCCGGAACGGGCUUCAAAGUGAGCCGGUCCGAGAUUCUGGGUCACGCGUGAUCGCGACGAUUGUCACUCGGAUCGGAAGUCGCCGACACGAGGUUCAACGAUGACACCCAGCGUUGUUCUAUCCGCGAAUGUAUCGCCCGUUUCUUCAGCCGCGUUCGUAUGUGAUACGACGUGGCUAUCCCGGGAGUAUUUCUGGCUCCCGGUUCCUGUGUUGUUAUCGACGAGGAGAAACAACGUUUCUCGUUUACCGUCAUUUUCUAUUCUCACCGCGUUGUACAUUCUAUUUCGUUAAGAGUAUAAAAACCAGCUCUCUGCUCGCCGUUGUCACGGAUUCCUUGCUCGAAAUCAGGUCUGUCGAAUAGGCUUCGCGAGGCUUUCCCCCACCCCCUUUUCUUUUUCACGAACAUCUUUCUAGAUUUCUAAGGAAUCCACGAACAAAGAGGGACCGAGUCGUUUGGUUGUAAUUAACGAGAUAGGUGACAGGGGCGGGUAGGGGGAACGCGAGGAGAGGCGAAGUAGGUAGUUGCAGGGGGGUGUUUGAUCGACGGUUAACCUGCGAUAAUUAGUCGUUCGUGAUACUCGCCGAUCGUAACUCGGAUACAUUCAAUUAAUUUCGAGAGAGUAGUUGAGCACUCGACACGCUCGUCCAUUAUAAUUGCACGUCGUCCCCGUCGAAGGGUGGGAAGGGUGCGCGAUGAAAAAAAAAAAAAUGAUAAAAAGCAGCGCGCACCGUCGACUCGUCUCGACGAUUUACUACUCGUAAGUCCUUAGGCUAUUGUAACACAGAAAUUUAUCCGUGCAUUGCAUGCUGCGAUUUAAGCGACACUAAUUGCAUAACACCUAACGUUACCUUACACACAAGUACCGGUAUUAGCCGUGUACUAGAGCGAACGAGAGGAAAUGUGAGACAGAGAGAGAGAGAGAGAGAGAGAGAGAGAGAGAGAGAAAGAGAAAGAGGACGAGCUAUAUAGUCGAUCGAACUUUGAUUAAAACACUACCUCCGCAUAUGAGAAAAAAGCAGAUAACUACGUAUUAUACACUUGUACUUAUUACCGUAGCACGGUCGGCUCCAACAAGUAAUAUACACAUACAUAUAUAUUUUCUUAUCGGAACGUUAGAACGAUCUAGUCGUUUUUUGGGGACUUCUUAUGGUGCCAUUAUAUUGAUACACGCCUAACACGGUUUAUCGUGAUGAUUAAGAUUAAGCUGAUCCCGCGUGUGUCGACCAUGUGGAACAGAAUGCGCGGGACGCGCCUAGUUUAAUUGAUCCAAUCGAACGAUUAACGCGUUCACUGCAAUAUGGGCCAUAUAAUUCUUUAUUGAAUAUCAGUUUGCAAACUAAGCUGAUAUUUCCAUCAAUUUUCCACUAUUUCCAUCAGAAUCUCUCUAUAUCUGAUUUUCUUAUUUAAAGCAAUGUUAAAGGGUUGCUAGUCUAAAUCGAAUUGGAAAUAAUUGAAAUCAAUAAAAGAGGAAAGGUACAGCAGUGAACGUGUUAACAGUUAACAAGCUUUCGUCUUUAUCAGCGUUGCCAGGCCCCACCCAACUAAUCCUCGUUCAUCUCCCACCACAUCACCCCUCUACACCCAAACUAUCCAUCCGUCUGUGUGUCUACAUUCUACAUACAUAUAUGACCCGGAGAAAGGCGAAAGUGACCGACUUACCGUUUUGUCUCGGAUUAUUCUCAAUCGAUUACGUGUGCGACGAAUUAACGCGGUCACUGGCGACAAUAACGAUCUAUUACGCUCCGGGAGGGCAGCUCCUGUUACGAGCUAGUUCAGAGACCAUGUUAUUACGUACCAGCGGCAAAUGAUCGACAAGGAAGCCGUUGUUUUUUUUUUUCAUUUCUAUUCAAUUUCAUUCAUUUAUCAGAAAUCAUUGAAACGUGUCAGGUAAAAGGCAGAGGAUCGUCGAUCAUUUGCCACACGCACGUGUUCGUGUUUCUUAGAUCUCUUCAAUCGUAGGGAAAUUAUACAAGCAUACCUACUUGUUCGUUGACCGCAUCUCGUUUGAAUCCGCGGGUAACGGAGAAAUGAAACACGGAUUCUUCGAAAAGAAGAGAACGAACAAUGAGACGAUCGAGAAUGGACAAUUCAGGAAUUGUUCCUUGCUAGCGGCUUCUAACGAGGGUCUCAUUGAUCUUUUACGAGACUUCAAUCGGGCAUUCACGUAGCACUCUUCCUCGAGGCUGUGGAUCGUUUCCCACGCGAAUGAUCUGGGUGAAAAAGAAGAAAAAAUAGUACCUAAUUGGGAGUCAAAGAAACUGUCGGUAGUGAUGGGUAACGAUCACUUUGAACGUGGCAAAAAUAGUCGGAUUUUUGAAUCGUUUUAAAUUAUAUAUCAUUCCAAAAUUUCUUACACGGUGACAAAUUAAAUUUAAUUUUGUACAUUUUAUAAUUUUUAUUUCCUAAAUUUUAUCUUACGAAAAUUUGCCGUUUACGAAUGUUAUCGAGUGUCUAAUACCCAUCACUGGAACCGCUAUGUCAGUUCGACUUCCAAUGAUCAACGAAGACCAGACAAGAUGGAAACAGAAGAUUUCACGGUAGUCGCGUUGUAAUUACUGGCGAGAAUUAAGAAAAAAAAGAAAAAAAAAAAAAUCGAACCUUUAUAAGAAGUAAUGUGGUACGUCGUAAGAGCUGCGGGGUUUUAUGAUAGAGCAACUAUUUUCGUAAGGUUUUUAUACGUGGCGAGACAGGAUCUAGAUGUAACAGAAAACGUGUGAUGUAAAAAAGAAAAAAAUGUAGACGGUCGUGAGAUAAGUACUUAUUCAUAUCGAUAUUGUGGCUCAACGAUGCCGACAAACAAAUACAUAAGUCGCCUGACGGUUCUCUUAGCGUAAGGGGACAAUUGUUAAGAAUAGAACCACGGCACGACGAACGUGGGUGACGAGAAGAAGCAACAGAGAUUCAGAAAGUUGCUGAACGAAGGGCACACGUCGAGGAAUAUUAUCGCAAUCUCGAGAAGCGACUGUAUACGUACUAAAAACGUGACUAAGCAUCUAAGUUAACGAUCUAAACCGUAAGGAUGUAACAUUUAUAUUAUAUCGUAUACUUGUAUGUACACACGUGAAACUAUACGUCUAUCUGCUGUCUCUAUGUACAUAUGUAACUAAUCGUAUAUAUAAGUAUGUAUAUCGUUGCUAUGUUGUUAUCGUAUACAACGCCGCUGUCUUCGUUCUUAUUCGUUGUUUUAUCGGGAAUUAUAAGUCUCAUUGAUUCGGAUCGUUGCAAGUGCUCGUUGUUUGUUGGUUGAAUGUUACGAGAUACAUUUCCUGCAUGUAUGAUAGGAAAAUAUUGACUAACAGCAUUCUGAAAGGUCUUUGCGUGAUCAGUAUCAUUUUUUUUUUUUUUUUUAAUAGAACCGUAUAUAUUAUGGUAUAUUUUAGAAAAAGAUAUUUGGGAAUAUUUAUGUGGUACUGUUCAUAUAUUUUCUUAUAUAUGUUCUAAUGAUUUGAAGCAGUGAAUUAAUAUUCAUCUGUUUUCAUAUUUAACGUCGUUGUAAAUGAUAUUGUUGAUACUGUAAAUACUCCAGCGUUUGAUACAUUUCAAAUAAUGUGGUCUGUAAUAUCGUUGGCGUUUUAAAUGCUGGACAUUCAUCUGCUGUUAUUAAUAUUUGUUCCGGUAAUGCUGGUCACGCCAUGACCUUUCCAAUGGAACAGGAACAGAGGAGAAUGUAAUUGGUUAAUUGUAUAUAUCGGGAAAUUUGCGUGACGUUUAACUGGCCUGGUUCAUUUUCUUAAAUGAAAUAUAACGUUUACUUCGUCGUCUCCAAUCGAAGAGAUUGCACAUUUAUUCUCGUACAAAUGCACGGUUUGAUUCUAAAUUUGGUCUGAGAGCUUGAGAGAAUACACAGAAUAUUUCUGGUUUUUCCUAUGAAUAAAAGUAGGGACAAAGUGGUAUUAAAUGAAUGCAAAAGCUUUUGUAAUGUCGUCUGAUGGAGAACCUAUGUACUCUCUGUGUAUUGUGUAAUAAUUUAUAAGCGUAUAACUUAUUUACUGAUUCUAAUUCUAAGUAUUUUGCAUUUUUUAUGUAAGUGAAAUCAUGAAAAAUUCAUGGAAAAGUGAUAUGUGAACGAUUUUGACACUUUCAUUUUACCGACUGUACCGCUUGAGUAGUAUCGUUUAAGAUUCUCUAAUAAUUAAUUCUAUUUAAAAAAUGCGAAAUUAUUUUUAGUUUAAUCUAAAGGUCGACUUUGAAGAAAACUUUAUUUUACAUAUGAUAAUUUACAUAUCAUUCACUCAUAGAUAAUAUUCACUUCACAAUAAUUAAUUCACUCUUAAUUAACAACAGUGAAGCAACAAUUUGUAUCUGUCGUUCAGUUUUGUAAAAAUCUUUACCAUUGUGCGCAUAAUACAUACAUAUAUAUUUUCUUCUCUUCGUGUGAUUAACGAUUCAAUCUAUAAAUCUUCUCGUUGGAAUACCUUGUGAAAAGAAAAGUCAUCGCGUCAUUGAAAUACUUCAUCGAUGACACGAGUGCAUAGCGUUCAUCAAAGUCGACUUGUGUGAAGUGAAAAAAUUAUCAAUGAAAUGUUUGUACAAAACGAGGACAUAUUUCUAUUAAUACAGUUAUAGAUAAUUUACCGAGUCACAUUACAAGAAUAACAUGCUCUCAAUUUCUACAUACGUACAUAUGUACCAAACUUAGAAUCAUUCUGUCGUAACGUUUAAUUGUAAGAAAUAGUCACGAUUCAUUAAGAAAUAAGUGAUUCAUUAACCUGGCUAAUUAAUUGUCAAGCCAGCAUUUCCUAACACAACAACAAUUGGGUUUGCAAACGAGAUUGGAUCGAUUAUCAACUAAUCUCCAGCUCCGUUCCUAUGCUAUCGUUCACGGCGGACGAAUACAUAUAAAAAUAAAGAAAAAUAUUGUUGAAUGAAAGUUUUCAAAGUACGCAGUCGGUCGAUGAUUCGUUUUAGCUUACGCGUUUUAUAUAUUUAUUUUUUUACGCGGAUGAAUAACUGGAGAAUUGUAGUGUAUACCUUUCCAACAUAAGGGAGAAAUUGGUAUAAAAAAUUCUUUUAACGUCUAGGUAAUUAUUCGAAUCGUAUUUACAAAAUUUCUAGUGCAAAGGAUUAUUAAUUAAUUGCACAAGUUAAGAGAAAGCUACAGUCCUUGGUUAUUGUUCCAACUUACAACGAGAUAACUGAAAGUCUUGUUUAUGAUACAUUGAUCCUUUGAUAACCUGCAGAUUACAGAAUCAUUGUAAUUUCUAUAAAUUUUCAUUUAAAACGAGUUCGUGUUAAAAAUACUUGCGUUAUACAUAUAGAUCGUAAGGGUACGAAGCAAAGUGUGCAUCGAUCGUGAAAUCGAUACUCGAUCGCACACGUUCGACGAAGCACAAAUUCUCCGACAUUUGUUAGCCAUAGGCAGCAAUACUUUUAACGUUUCAGCACAAUUAUUGAAGUUAUUGUUUAUUGUUAAUCUAGAGAAAAGUAUUUUGAGUCUCGUGAUUCUCGAAUAUUAGAUUGUUGCAGAUAAAACGAUCAAUUUUUAAUAACUAUAACUUCAUUCAAUGUAUUGUUUAUUAAUUAAAUUGUAGUAAAUUUGCAAAUUCAUUUUGUAAUAAGAAUAUCAAUGAAACCCUUAUGUAAUUCUUUUUGUUGUACUUUAUGAUUUAAUUUAGUGUGCCAUAAGUGCUAUUUUGCAAUACUUUUAUGUCAUCAAAUUUUAUCAGACUUCAAUAACGUUGAAAUCGAUCGUUUGAUAUGCAACAGCCUAGUAGGUAUCAGAAUUGAGAUCGCUUCCGUUUUGUCGCUAUUAUGUGACAUUCUCUUAUCGUUAGUUUAUACAAUUACGAAAUGCAACAGCACAAAGAAAUCGAAUAGCGAUUGAUUGAUUACAUUGUUUUCCUAUGUGGGACGCUUGUAAUCUUGCACGCUUGACCGGCCAUUGGGAAGACAUUUACAUUUCGACGGAUUUGAAUUGACACUGUUUAUUGCCGAUAUGUUAAUUGUAUAAUAUGAUUGAAGUCUUUUUUUUUUAAUGUUAAACGUGAAGGGGCCAAUGCAUCGUGGUUUCGGAAAAAUUUCGAAGACUUCUUGAUCAUAUGCGAAGCUAAACGCGUAUUUCGUGCGAAAAUUCUUGACACUUUUUUCACCUGAAAAUUCGACGAAAAAGGAAAAGGUGAAAAUUUUCGAACGAAAUUUUCUUAAAACUUUCCAACGUGAACGAUGGCCGCAAGAGUCUCUACAUCUUUGACGAUUCAUCGAAUAUUUUUCUAUGCAAUUCGAUUAGACUUUUCGAUGCGAAGCGUGUAAAUAAACGAUAAUUUUAGAGGAAUAUUGUAUUAUAUCAUUAUCGACGUAUUAUUAAAUGAUUUAUUAUCGAUUUACAUGGAAAUUUACACGGGCUAAGGUAACCAAAUAUUUCUCUAUAAAUUUACAAUAAAAAAUUGAAGUUUCGAAUAUUUCGAAGAACGAUGGAACUUCGAAAUGUUACAGAUUAGAGAGAUACUGUGUAUAAUAAGCUUCUUAUUCUAUUAUAAUUACUCUGACGUAACUUUUGCAAUUUUUCACUUUUUUCCACCAUUUGCGUCGGUACAGUUUUCACAACUAUACUUCUAGAGUUUACAUUAUAAUUUUUUAUUAUAGUCUUGUGUUUAUUACAAUCUAAAGUACCUUACGAUUCUCCUUUUGUUGAAAUAUCUUUGAUAAAUCACUUCACACUAAUUAAAUGUGAUAAAAAAAAAAAAAGGAGAAACAGGAAAAGACAGAUCUGUAACAGAAUUGCCUCGAAAACGAAUGUUCAUGUAAUGAUGAUCAAGUUUGAGCAUUUUUUUAAUCAAACAUUCUGUUUAAAAAAUAUGAUUGAACUGUGAUCUGUUGUCAGGACAGUUUAUCAAUGCAGCCUCUCGUUAACGUAGAAAUAUAAAAAACACCGUUUCCAGUCACCGUUUCGAGCUUUACACGUUAUUACAAAACAAAAACAUAAUUAAUACCGAACAAGUAUCGUUAAGCCGUACAGUUUCUAAUUUAUCUUCGAUUUCCUUUCAUCGAUCGUAAUUAGGUUGACACGUGUAAUUCUCAAAUAGACAUAGAGGAAAUCGCUUUCGUGAGGAUCUCAGCGUUUAGAUGAACACUAUCAGUUAACCGUAGGAAAAAAGAAUUAGGAAUAAAUAAAAAAAAUAAAUAAAAGUUAAACCAUGUAUUAACGUAUGUACGUUAAGUUUAAGUGCUAGAUUUGGAUAGCUUCGCUUGAUCAGCUUUCACGAAACGAAAUUAAAACAGGAAUUGGUUGUGGUGAUCAACGGUGAUCUAAAUAAAGUGAUCAUUUUGCACGUAUUGUAUUUAAUGAAACGUUGCGAUUGCCCUUUAAUAGUUUCACGCAUUUCGAAGAAAUGGCAAUAAAUAUUAUACAUACAUAUAAUAUGUAGUUGAAAAUGACGCGCGACGAGAGGAAAUGCACCGAUUUCUUUCUUCAGUUGGACGAUUCGAGAAUCGAGUUUGUCGGAGGACAAGCUUCUUCAGCUUAGACAAAAUUCUGCUCUCUUUGAUAAUAACGUACAGCAUGUCGAGAAAGUCUUUGUACACCCUUUUCAGAAGUUAUUCAAUGUUCCAUCAUUUCGAUCGAGAGGAUAAUGAAUAAACGAUAUUUAUUUUGUGUAAUAGCGUACGUUUGCUGUUGGAAUAUUAACGUGUUAACUGCCACAGUAAAAACUGCCAUAUGUGGUAUGAUAUAUUUUAAUAAGCACCAUAAACAUAUUCACUGUCCUGAGAUCCAUAUGCGAUUCAUAUGUAGUUCAUGAGAAUCUGAAAAUAGAAGUACAUGUUGUUAGAUUUAUAAUUUUAUUCUCUAAUUUCGAUCGUGACUAUUGGGACAAUCAAUAUACAUAUUGAUAAAGAGUAAAGAAAAUUUGGAAUUUGAAAUAUUAUUUGAGUGGAAUAAUAUUUAACCACUUGUUGCUAAAAAUCCAAAUAGGCUACUUCCAUUCUAAGAUUUUGAGAUUCUACAAUACCGAUGGUAAUGACUAAAUAAUCAUUAAUUCUCAAUGCAUCAUUUGAAGUUAUGUAUACGAAGAUUGGCUGAUCUCAUUUCAAUAAAUAAAUUGAUAUCGUUAUAUUCUUCAAUACUCAGUCUUCAUCUUCAUCUAAAAAUGAUCAGACUCUUGUAACAAGUAUUUUACAAUUACACUUAAAAUUUUUCAUUCAUUCUUAUAUUUCUUGACACUUUGACGAUUGGUGUCAUAUAUUUUAUAUGACUUCAAUAUGUAAUAUUUCUUGUUUGAAAAUUGGUAAUUUCAUAGCGUACACCGUAAAAGCUGUUAAAGUGUAAAAAUAUCCCCACAUCCCUAAUAUUAUUAAUAUUUCUAAGGAAAAGGAAUGAAAUCGUCAUCUUUACUGUAAAAAUUCAGACACUGAAUAAAUUCUUAAUCAGGGUGUACCGAAAAAAUUUUCGACAGAUUGCAAGCUGUAUAUGUAUUCGUACACGUUAAGUAUCUCGGUUAAAACGGGCAUAAUCUACCACACGAAUAAACGUAUGUAAAUAAUAAGUGAAUCGUUUCAGUUCAGUUUCUUCGUUGCUUUGAUUGGUAACACGUGUUAUAUGGAUAAACGGCAUUAUCCGAAAUAACAAUGAAAUAAUAGAAACAUACUAGGUAAGGAAAUGUUUGCAAAAUGAAAUUGAAUAAGUGUUUUAAUAUUCUAUCGA